AUGCCAUUUGUUGCACUCCUCUACACGGCGCAAACGAGGUUUGUAAAAAGCCUAGCGGGCAAGGUUGAGUGGAUAAUAAAAAAUUUGAUUGAUUUCGUGGUUACCAAUGACGAUGAAGAAAGCACAGAAGCUGAGGAUGAGAGAAGCUCGGAAGAGAUUCGCAAUGAUCCACAGGGCUCCAAAUCGCUUUUCCCAAAGUUAGGCAAUGUUGAUGGGUCGCUCGGUGUGGGAUCUUCCGCUGUUCCAUGCUCCUUAGAUUUCUCGACACUUCAAAACCCCUUGUCGAUGCUCAAGACUCCCAGUGGACAUUUUGAAUGGCAGCUGACAGACUCCUCAACGGGAGUCCGUGGGGCCAAGACAGGUCUGCAGCCUAUUUCUCCAGAAAGCAGUGCCAAAACGGAGGACGAAGACAAGGAACCUAUUGACCAGGAGGCCAAAAAAUAUGUCUGUCACUACUGCAGUGCUGAAUUCAGCAUCAGAGGAUACUUGACGCGGCACAUUAAAAAGCAUGCUGUGGAGAAAGCUUUUCAUUGCCCUUAUUACAACUGUAAUUUAAUCAAAGAAGAGCGUUGUCACAGAAAUGGUGGAUUCUCUAGACGCGACACGUACAAGACUCACUUGAGGUCAAGACAUUUUGUCUAUCCUAAAGGUGUGAAAAGUAAAUACAAAGCGAAAAGCUCCGGUAAAUGUGCCCAUUGUGAUGCUCACUUCGAGAGCAGCAACGAAUGGAUAAAGAAACAUGUGGAGACUGGUGAAUGUAAGGGCCUCCCCGAUGGUUUCAAAGUCGCAGUGAAGACUGGGCGCAGAACAGGCAAAUUGAAGAUGAUAACAACCUCUAAUGGACACUCACGAUUCAUUUCCACCGACCAAAGUGCCAUACAGGCAAAUGCUUUGAAAAUCGAAGAAGAUCUCGAGACCACCGUUUCGAUAGCCCACGACUUGAAACGAUUUCAAUCGGAAGCAUCGAAAUCUGGCCUUGUAACGGCUGGGGGCAGCCAAGUAGCUCUAAACGCCGAAAUCUCAAAAAACGAAGUAGCAUUUAGUCGGAGAGGAAACGAAGGCCAAGAAGCCCCUCGAAAAUUUUACGGUUCAAGUCCUCUUGAAGGACAACAAGUACAGAAGCAAUACUCUUUGCCUCAAUAUGCGUUUAGUUACGUCACACCUUCGAAAGAGACGUCUCUAGACGAGGCCUGCUUUUCAGUGGACCCUUCGCCUACCGAGGAUGCAGGACUCGAGGCGGUGAACUCAUCAUCAUCAGCAUCUUCGCGUAUUUCUUACCAAGAAAAUCAGGCCAAGAUAUCUACUAUGAGCAACAACAAUACCAUGCUCUAUUCCUCAGAGCCUGUUGACGCUCAAGACAUUUAUUUCCAUUUUCCACUUGACCUUGAUCAAUCUCCUAUGUGCAAUGUGCUUCCGAAUCCAACUGCCACAAAACAAAGCGACAGCUAUGACAGCAAAACUGUCAAAGGGGGGGUGCCGUUCGCGGACAUUUUAGAGAAGCAAAUGGAAGCUUAUGCUCUCAAUGAAAGGAAUCUGCGGGAGAAUCAGCAGUAUCUGAACUUUUACAACAACACGUUCAACUCUCACCUAUGA
Molecule: messenger RNA, 1593 nt
Organism: Lachancea nothofagi CBS 11611
Lineage: Eukaryota; Fungi; Ascomycota; Saccharomycetes; Saccharomycetales; Saccharomycetaceae
Source: the annotation of a GenBank genome assembly